CAAAGUUGAUAAGUGUCAUGUUUUGCUAACAUUGCAAUUUGUGCUUGCCGACGACGAGUCAUUAAAAUGAGUCAAAUACCUUUUUAAAUUUGCCUUGACCAAACGGAUAAAAAAUGGAACUUGAGAAAGUAUUUAAAAAGUAUGAUUUUGCUCAUGCUACUGAGGACAAAGAAGAAGAAUUGAUAGAAAUACUUCAUCGCAAUAAAGGAGAUUUUGAGGAUGCUGGCAAUUUACAAAAUAUUCAAAAAAGUGUAUCUGUCCUACAACAGAAGAUUUGUGUAAAAGGUUAUCCUGUAGAUGGGACCCCAGGCUAUGAUAUGGCCAUGCGCUCCAUCGAAGUCAUCAGGGGUGUUAUGGACUGUAGUGUGGAUGAUGACAGAAUAAAGGAGAAAGAUUGUCAGAAGAUGUUAUUUGAUUUCCUGCUGGCAUGCCUACGUACAGGACCGGGAUCUACCAACAUGGAAAUCAUACCGAAACUCCUCAAAACUCAGGAGCUGGAUGAUUGUAUAGAGGAAAUGAAAGAGGCUGAGUUGAAAAAGAUCUUUGCUGCACUAAAGGAAGUCAGUCACACCUCGGAGGAGCCCAAAGUAUCUAUAGAGGACCAGGCUAGUGCCUGGGACGAUUGUAUUAGUGGAGUGAUUUUAGAUUUUCUCAGUGAAAAUAAACACAUCAACACGACGGAGUGCCAGGACAUGUUGCUGGACCUGUACAUGUUUUAUUACAUGAGGAUGACGGACCUGCCUGUAGAAUACGGCAUGGCUUUACAUAGAGUGAUGUUCAGGAUACAGGAGUUCUACAGAGAGGACUACAACCUCAAUCCAUUCAAGGCUGUACAAAGUAAAGAUGUUACCAGCAAACACCUAGUAACUAUACAAAAUGUAAUCUGUGAUGACAAAUUUGGAAGGAGUCAGAAACAAGUGGAUAUGACAGUGAACCUUGUCAAGCUUGUACUCUACAGCAUCAGUGAGAAGGCAAAAGACUUGAAAGACAUUUUGGACAGUCUUCUAACUUUUAUGAAGAAAGUGGCCUUUUCAAAACAAGGUGCUAAAUUUCCUAAAGUAAUGGAACCAUUCGGGUAUAAUCUCUUUGAAAAACUGCCGGAAGAUUCCUUCAAGGAACACCCCGAGAUGGUAGACAAAUGGGCACCUGCAUUUGCAGAGAUACUUCUGAAGGCUUCGUCGGUGAAAUCCUUAGAGACAUGGGCCUACAGGAUGGCAGACACAGUACAGGAAUUGGCUGAAGUAAAGAAGGAAUCUGCUACUCUCUGGUUUCCUGUUGUGAAGGGUCUCCUCAGAUGUGGUCAAAAGGACAGUGCAGAUAUAGCAAGCAAAAUUCUGGAUGAUCCAAAAUUCAGAAAAAUUUGGACAUGGAAAAAAAAUUACAAACAGGCUGUUGAAAUGAUUGAAAUUAUUAGCACUGUGAACUUUCCAACAAGUGGAAGUGACAAUGAUGCCCGAUUACUUCGUUCUCAUGGAGAUAACCUCAACAGCCUUCUGGAACAGCUGACAAUUGUCAAAGUUGCAGACAAAGCUAUGGGAGGUGUGGCUAACUUUGUGGUAAACAUGAUGGAGAAACGAUCAGAGGCUCUCAAUGAGUUUGCACAGGGAUUCGCAGGCAGCAUUUCACUAGAGAACAACAAGGAGGUAAUCCCUGACUUAAUCAAGAAGUUUUCAGUCCUGUACAUGGAUGAAGACUACCCCUGGGAUGAUAGGGACACACAGAGAUUAGGGGACAACAUCUUUGAUAUAGUCCUUAAUGCAUACAGCUCAAGAAAGGAAAUCCCCAGUGAGGUGAAUGAAACCAUGAUCAAGAUGUUGCUGUACACCAUGGAAACAGAGGAUCUCGAUUAUAUAGAUGUGGUUACAGGUCAAAUCAGCAUUUAUGGCAGUGUGGCAUCUUCUCGUCUCGUACGCUUUGUACAAAAGCAUCUUGGCAGUGACAGUGCUGAUAAAGUCUUGGCACCACUGAUACCCGCCAUCAUAAAACAGCUAGAACAUGAAGAUGAGAAUCUAAAGACAGGAGCUCGCAAUGUUCUGUCACUGGCCAGUAGCCAGUCACCUCAAUUACUCAGUCCUUAUAUGAAGCCAAUGAUACAGUGGUACAAGGCUACUCGCUCCUCUGAGGCUUUGUCUGCCGUUUGGAGGCCGUAUAAAGAGGGUGAUGGGAUGUCAGAAGAAGAUUUUAUCGACUUGAUGAAAGCUAUCAAACAAGACAAGGAUGCUGACUCAGGAUCGAUGCAGUCUGUGAUUUUGAUGGAUAUCGGUGAAAAACAACCAGAGCUGUUUACACAAGAGAGUGUUGACAUGAUGUUGACAGAAAGAUUCGUGGACAACAAAGAUGAUCAGUACAGGAUUUUAUUGGCAUUGAGUUAUGUCAUUCCUAAGAAGCCAAAAUUGUUUGGAAAGAACAUUGUUGAACGUGUUCUGAAGAAUCCAAAACUGAACUUAACCUUCACGUCUGCUCUACAAACCAUUGGUGUUGCAUUGGCCUUCCAUCACAAGGAGUUAGCAGAUACGGUUCUGGAUGACUUUGUGAAGCUUUCGAAAAAGUGUGAAAGUCCUGUCUACAAGGUGGCAUUGAUUGAUGGAAUUCAUACCAUAGGUACUCAGCACGGAACAGAGAGACUGAAGCCGUACCGACCAUACAUUGAGGAACUACAGAAAGACGGGGACACUGGUGGAAUCAAAGACAUGGCUACAUCCAUUCUUAAUGCGAUGGAUGGUAUAAGUGUGGAAGGCAUAGUGGAGGAUGUAAAACAACAGAAGGGAGACAUCAAUGUCCUCAGCACCCAGGUCACCAAGACUUCACAGAAAGUCGAUGUGGUGGAUAAAAAAGUGGACAAGCAGGGAAAGGAAAUCAAAACGGUCAAAACUGGACUUAAAACUGUCAAUAAGCGUGUGGAUGUUGUAGAAAAAGAUUUGGAUGAAACCAAGAUCAAAGUUGAGGAGGUUGACAACAAGACGAUGACCAAUGCCCCUAAAUGGUCAAGAGAUUUGACCAAGCUGAUGAAUCCUACCACAGAACAUGAUUGGAGACUUCUGGCCCAGAGGUUAGCGUACACCCCAGAUGACAUUAAAGGCUGGGCGACCCAACAUGACCCCUGUAUGGGCCUCCUCAGUGAGUGGUACGCCACCCACAAGACGAUAGAGGCCACCCACGCUGUACUUACUGCCCUACAGGAGAUGAACAGGAUGGAUGCUGCCGCCAUUGUAGAGAAUGCCAUGAAGGCUGUAGAGGGGGUUGUAGAGGAAGAGGUAGAUUAUGCCACACCUCCACCUAUCUUCCUUAGUUACCAGUGGGGUCAUCAGAAUGAGGUCAAGUUGUUACGGAACCACUUACAAAUGGCUGGAUAUGAGUGCUGGAUGGACAUUGGACAAAUGGGAGGUGGCGACAAACUGUUUGAGAAGAUUGACAAUGGAAUCCGUGGGGCAAAAAUCAUCAUAUGUUGUGUGUCGGAAAAGUAUUCCAAAUCUCCCAACUGUAACAGAGAGGUGAACCUAUCCACAAGCCUGGGAAAGCCCAUGAUUCCCCUCCUGAUGGAGAAGAUGAGCUGGCCCCCUAGGGGCUCCAUGGGACCCAUCUUCAGCGAGUACCUGUUUGUGAGGUUCUUCCAGCGAGGUGGGGAGGAGACUGAUGACCAACGCUACUGGCCAGUUCCUAAGUUCCAGGAAUUGUUGAUGCAACUCAACAUGUAUAAAGCCAUGCCUGACGAAUCUCUUAUCACCGGAGAGUACAAGGAUUGGUGGACUCCUGUGGCAGAGGAAAUCGUCAUUACCAAAAAGAAAGGAGAUGGAGGUCAAAGUUCAACAGGAAAUAAAGAAACUACACAGGAAGAAGAAACAUCUCCAGACGUGUUCCUAUCGUACCAGUGGGGCAAACAGAAGGAGAUUAAACAGCUGUACAGGAGGCUGAACGAACUUGGCUACAGCUGCUGGAUGGAUAUUUACCAGAUGGGAGGAGGGGACUCGCUCUAUGACAAGAUUGACAGGGGUGUCCGUGGCUGUAAAGUCAUCCUGAGUUGUGUAACCACCAAGUAUUCCCUAUCGGCCAACUGUCGGAGGGAGGUGAGUCUGGGAGAUUCUCUCAAGAAGCCAAUGAUUCCCUUGCUGCUGGAGAAGAUCGACUGGCCCCCUGCUGGACCAAUGAGUAUGGUCUUCACACAGCUUCUGUUUAUCAAUUUCUACCGUGAUGAAAACAUCCAGAUGUCCUGGGACGGCAGCAAAUUUGAUGAACUCCAUGGUAAAAUCAAUGAAUAUAUCCUGCCUAUAUCGAAUGGGGAUCAAAAAACAGCAGUCAAAGGUCCUGACAAAACAUCUAAAGGAGCAACAAAACCUGUCGACCAAACAAAGGGGGCAGCACCUAAAGGAGCAACAAAAACUGUGGACCAACCAAAGGGGGCAGCACCUAAAGGAGCAACAAAACCUGUGGACCAAAAAAAGGGGGCAGCACCUAAAGAAGGAACAAAAACUGUGGACCAACCAAAGGUGGCGGCACCAAAAGGAGCAACAAAAACUGUGGACCAACCAAAGGGGGCGGCACCUAAAGGAGCAACAAAACCUGUGGACCAACCAAAGGUGGCAGCACCAAAAGGAGCAACAAAACCUGUCGACCAAACAAAGGGGGCAGCACCUAAAGGAGCAACAAAAACUGUGGACCAACCAAAGGGGGCAGCACCUAAAGGAGCAACAAAACCUGUCGACCAACCAAAGGGGGCAGCACCUAAAGGAGCAACAAAACCUGUCGACCAACCAAAGGGGGCAGCACCUAAACCUGCAAACCAAUCAAAAGAGCAGACAGCUCCGAAAGAAGAAACAAAACCAGAUCCUCCAAAUAAAAAGUCUUCAGCUUGUGUACUACUGUAAAACCAAACGGCUAUAUAGCACAGCUUGUGUACUACUGUAAUACCAAACAGCUAUAUAGCACAGCUUGUGUACUACUGUAAUACCAAACGGCUAUAUAGCACACCUUGUGUACUACUGUAAUACCAAACGGUUAUAUAGCACAGCUCGUGUACUACUGUAAUACCAAACAGCUAUAUAGCACACCUUGUGUACUACUGUAAUACUAAACGGCUAUAUAGCACAGCUCGUGUACUGUAAUACCAAACAGCUAUAUAGCACAGCUUGUGUACUACUGUAAUACUAAACGGUUAUAUAGCACAGCUUGUGUACUACUGUAAUACCAAACAGCUAUAUAGCACACCUUGUGUACUACUGUAAUACCAAACAGCUAUAUAGCACAGCUUGUGUACUACUGUAAUACUAAACGGCUAUAUAGCACAGCUUGUAAUACCAAACAGCUAUAUAGCACAUCUUGUGUACUACUGUAAUACCAAACAGCUAUAUAGCACAGCUUGUGUACUACUGUAAUACCAAACAGCUAUAUAGCACAGCUUGUGUACUACUGUAAUACCAAACGGCUAUAUAGCACAGCUUGUGUACUACUGUAAUACCAAAUGGCUAUAUAGCACAGCUUGUGUACUACUGUAAUACCAAACGGCUAUAUAGCACAGCUUGUGUACUACGUAACUGUAAUACCAAACGGCUAUAUAGCACAGCUUGUGUACUACUGUAAUACCAAACAGCUAUAUAGAACAGCUUGUGUACUACUGUAAUACUAAACGGCUAUAUAGCACAGCUUGUGUACUACUGUAAUACCAAACGGUUAUAUAGCACAUCUUGACAUGACGUAUAAUGCUCACAACACCAUAUAUUAAUAGGAUGAAGGCGAGAGAAGAAAAAAGUUUGGCGUUAGAUUAUUUUUGUGCUGAGAGAUGCUGCAUUUUCUUCUUUGUUUCAUCUGAGAAAGACUGGCGAAAAGAUUGAUAAACUUUGUUCAUCUAUGUAGAUUAAUUACAUGUAGAUGACUUAUUUAUCCUUAAUCUGCCCAUCUGUUUAAUUCUCCAAUUAAAAGUAGAGUUUGGAUCAUUAUAGAAGUACAAAUCUUUUCUAAUGAAUUGCAAAAUAUAUGGAUGAGUUUUUUACAAGGUAUGGUCUUACUACCCAAAAAUAUGGUAAGAUAUCCAGGUAAAAAGACAUAUAAUAAGAUUUUAGUUUAUGGUUUAGGUUACUGAAUUGGUUGAUUGGUAGUUAGUUUGAUAAAUUUGGGUGAUAUAUACAGGCCCAUGUCUAAGUAUUCCUAUCUUUAAAGAUAUAUAAGAUUUUAUAUGUAUUUGCUACUUAUCAGUUUUUUACAUGAUUUUUACAUUCUAUGUACAUUAGAUAUAGUUUUUAUUAGUUUUACUCAAUCCGUCCACCUUUUGCCAGUUUGUGAUAUACAUUCCAUACAUAUUUGUUUAGCUGUGAUAUCUUUACUAUAGAGUAUUUAUUUUUGUUUAAAUGCUGUAUAAGUAUUCUCCAAUAACAAAUUGAUAUUUGAUUAAUUACAGAAAUGACUUACCUCACCUUUUUAGUCCACCGUUAUCGGAUUGUAUCAGUGGUCUGUCGUCCGUUCAUUGCAUUGGAGGGUUUUUGCUCAAACUUCACUGGUACGUUCCCUUUGGUCCUUAGUUGUGUCAAUUCAAUUUUGAUAGCGAUUAGGAAAACCAAAUGACCGACAGGGAGCCAUCUUGGAUUUUGACAGAUGAAGUUUUUCAUUGCUACUUCCUGAAAAAUACUGGAGUGAUUUUUCUCCAACUUAACAUUUAGAUUUCCCUUGGUCCUUAGUUGCCCAUUUAAAAAAUAAAAUGGUCAUAAGGCAGCCAUCUUGGAUUUUGACAAUUACUAUUUCUUGAAAAGUGCUGAAGGGAUAUUUAUCAAACUUCACAUGUAGGUUUCCCUUAGUCCAUUGAUGUGAAUAUAUAAUUAUGAGUCUUAAUUCACAUCGAGAUCAGAAAUCAAGGUCAAAGAUCAAGGUCCAAAGGUCAAGGUCUAAACUUGUAUCUCAUAUUAUACUGAUGAUCAUGUUGUUAUGACAAUAUUUCUAAUACACACAAUCUUGUGUAGUACAGCAAUAUUCCUGAAAUUAUGUCAUGAUAUGUUCUUUCAUUUUGAAUCACAUGCUCUGAAAAUAGUAUGUACUCUUUGCUUUCAGCAGCAGACAAUUUUGAAAUCUUGCUGUUUUCAAUCACUUUCAGACAAUCAUACCAUUGUGUUGUUAUAGUUAAAUCAUACAGUGAUAUUGUGUAUUUGUUGUUUUUGCAUAUUGAAUGAAAUUAUAUUUUCUCAAAAUUAAGGGGGAAAAUCAUUAGUAUUGCUGCAAUUUUUGAGAAAAAAUACUGUUUUUUUUCCAUUUGUUAGCUUUUUUAAUAGCUAUUUUAAAUUUCAGGGUAAAAAACUAGUACAAUGAAAAUAUUUCCUAUAAAUCUCUGUCAAGCACUUCUGUAUGAUAUACAGUGUAUUAGUUAUACAGGGUGUUUUGAUAAUAGAUUAAUUGUUAAAUAUAUUUAAUUGACACAGUAUCAUUUAUAUAGGGCAUGUCAUGUACGCCAAUACAGUGUAGUGGGUUAAUUAAUGAAAAGCAAGUCAAAGAUGAUUUAAGUUUCUAUUUCUAAUUAUCAUAUACACUGUAUGAUGUAUAUAUAUAGUUUAUUUCUUUUGUAUUUGCAUUUACAUGAUUUUUUUUUCUUUUUUAAACAUUUCAUAUAAGAUAGUGCCAUAAUAAUGUUUAUUUGUUAAUUAUAUCAGAAUUGUUUUACACUAAAUCAUUUCGAGUUUGUAGGAUUAACACUUUUACAUGUUUUAUAUCAUCAACUUACAUUCCAUUCUUGUAUUUAUUUUUAUACCCAAACUUGGUAAAAUGGGUUACUAAAUUAUUAUUACUAUAAUAAUUAAUAGAUUUUGCCCUUUGACUUUUGUUGGUCAUGUUUAAUUUUGAGACUGAUUGAGAAAUAUGGUUGACAGUAUCUUUGAUUUUGAGUAGGUUAACUAAGUGUGUCGAUACUGCUAUUUCUCUAAAGGUACAUCAUAUUUAAGAACAUCAGUUAUUUUUUCAAUGAAUUCUUUUUUAGACUUUAUAUCUUAAAUAUGUAUUUGUUAUACAUCAAUAAGCGCAAUCAAUAAUGUGUAAUAAUUGUGUGGUUUUACAGUUUGCGGGUGAAUUCAACUUUAUCUCUACAUGUAUGUACAUGACCUUUAAUAUUCCUGUGGUGUAUAGAGUUGCAGCCAAAACACAAUCACAUCAUCAUUUCUAAUUCUGUCAAAACUGCGUGAUUCUGAAUCUCGGCCUCGACACAUAUCACAUUUAACAGAAUUUUCUCCCUUGUCAGUGCCUUUGAUGCUUAUUGUGUAAUUAUUAUUAUGAAUUUUAUACUGCCAUCUAUAUAAGGGCCGCAAUAGCUCAGUCGGUUAGAGCACCAGUCUUGUAAACCGGUGAAGAUCCAAAAUGAAUGGUGCGACAUUCGACCCUUAUCCACGUUUGUUUGCUUUUCUCUGGAAUAUGAGAAAGUGGCCGAUCUGUGCUGUCAUGGUUGUGUCUAGGGGCAAGACACUUUACUGUACCUGUAAUUGCUCUUGAUGUCAUGUGUCGGGCCUCCUGUUAAUGUUGUUCAGUGAGGUCGCUACCUACUACUGUACUACUAUGGGAGACCCCACCUCGAAAUGACCCUGGCUGUUCACGGGGUGAUGAACCCAACAAACAAACAAAAAUCCAGAAGUUCCUUUACACUUUGCAGACAUUCUUUUGAAAUUCAUUAAUUCUGUUAUUUAUACAAAUCCUCAAAAUGCUACAUUUUUGUAAUAUUGUGUCUUUUUCAAAAUUUUGUUAAAUAUUAAGCAUUUUUCUCAGAAUAACCUACUAAUCAUUUGUUUGAAGGGAUAUUACAUAGAAUGUAAUGCUAAAGUACCACUUUUUAAAAAAAGUAUGCAUUUAUGGAAUAUAUGUCCAUUGCUUGAUCCUCCCUGAAACUUCAUCAAGGUGGUGGUAUCUUCAUAAGAAAAAUUGCCAUUGUCACUGACAAAAUAAUAAUCUUCAAGACAUUACAAAGACAGUUAAUUUUAAGUUAAUUUUUUCUAAUACACUUAACAUAUGUCAACAUGUCAAAAGAGUGUGUGUAGUUUUUCAGCUCACCUGUGGUGUUGUGUUCAUCGUCUGGUCGACUGGCUGUUCUGACACAUGGCAUCAACUUUUCUCUUGAAACAACUUCUGCUCAAAAACCUAGAGCUCUAGAGACCUGAUAUUGGGCCUGUAGCAUGUUUGUGUAAAUGAAUGACAUUGACCUAAUUUAAGAUCACUGAGGUCAAAUGUGUUAAAAUCUUUAAACAGUGAUUUUUCUAUGACCAAGAGACACAAAAUCAGUUUAAUGACCUAGAUCAACUUCAAUGUUGCUUAAGAAGCAGGUGAGACAGACCCAUUAGGCCUCUUGUACAUGGAUGGCAGUAUAUUGUAAUAUGAGUAAUACAAUGGCGUGAUUUUUUCAGACGAUUUUAAUCCAGAUGAAAUAAACUUCUUACUGAUUUAC
Pecten maximus is the source of this 9397-nucleotide messenger RNA. RefSeq lists its product as uncharacterized. Lineage: Eukaryota; Metazoa; Mollusca; Bivalvia; Pectinida; Pectinidae. Gene Ontology annotation, molecular function: protein binding. The record is from RefSeq and is a predicted model, not a curated record. Bases 114 to 4862 code for a protein of 1582 amino acids. The transcript has 23 exons. Gene Ontology annotation, biological process: signal transduction.